AAUAGAGGUGGUUCUACAAGAAAGUGUACAUAGUAUUUCUGCAGCCGUUUGAUAGUGUGCAAAAGACUACACGGUCUGCAAUCGCUGAAAAACGACAAAUAUCGAAGCUUUGAUUUGAUGUUAAAAGUUAUGCCUGGACUAAAGUUAGACCCACCUCCACCAAUCAACUGUCAACAACCGGGAAUUGCCAAGUCUGUUUUAUAUAGUGGAUCGAAAUUUAAGGGUCAACAAAAGAGUAAAGGAAGUUGUUAUGCAGUUGAAGUCGAACUACAGCAUGUAGAUGAGCAAAACUGUUACUUGUGUGGUUACCUUAGAAUUAAAGGCCUUACAGAAGAAUAUCCAACGCUGACGACCUUCUUUGAUGGGGAGAUCAUAAGUGAGAAGCAUCCCUUCUUGACAAGGAAGUGGGAUGCUGAUGAAGAAGUGGACAAGAAGCAUUGGGGUCAAUUUCCAUCGUUUUUCAAUUUUUCUAGCACUUUCAACUCUGAUUCAUUUAAGUAUGAUCAACUUGCAAACGAAGACUUUAUUUAUAUGAGGUGGAAGGAACAUUUUUUGGUGCCAGACCACAGAAUUAGAGACAUCAGUGGAGCAUCGUUUGCUGGAUUCUACUACAUUUGCUACCAGAAGUCCAAAGGCGCCAUUGAUGGAUAUUAUUAUCACAAGAGCUCUGAAUGGUUUCAGUCUUUGAAUUUAGAGCACGUAGCUGACCAUAGUAUGCCAAUUUAUGUUUUCCGCUGAAGGAUAAAGACAACUGCGAGAAAACUGACGAAAAAACAAGAUUGUUGGCAAGUUGCCAGCCAGCCUAGAGUGAACUGACUCCAUGUCCAGGCAUAAACUGGAAACAUGCAAUACACACUAACCUGCUAUAUUUUUGUGUAGAUACACUGUGUAUGUAUUGAUAUUACAGUAAUUUAAUUCAUUGAUUAAUCUAAAAAAAUAUUAUUAAGUAUAGAGAGGUUGGUAUUGGAGGAACUUACAUAUUAGUAAUUAGGACUGAUAUGACCAUUGCAACUUGUAUACCAAUAGGUAAAGUAUACAACACUGUAAAUGGACUGUAUAACUUUGUGUCCACAUGGGUAUAGAGUACUUUGAAAGGACUGUAUACUCUAUAUUUCUCAUGUAUACGUAGUGUGAACCACAUACGUCAAAGUUUGGAUUGGAUUUAAUCUCUAUUUUAGUAUGUCAGUCCUGAGUAGCAUAGUUGCUAAGUCAUAUGAAGCUUGCAAUCCAACGUAGUGUCACUAAAUGUUAAACUGAGUAAUUAGCAACAAUGUGGCAGUAAUCUGUAGUUGAGAACAGAGAAACAAAUACUUUACUCACAACUUGGGAAAUAAUUGAUUCUAGUGACCCAGGGGCGUACCGUGGGGGGGUCGAUGGGUGCGGUCGACCCCCCCCUUUUAAAGAAAGUUCCCUUUAAAUAUGCUCGCAAAUAUGCUCGCUUCACUCACAAAUAACGCACCCCGCGAAUUCUGAAAGCUUCGCUAAAUUGCUCCGAGUUCAGCUUGCCCCCUGCACUUUCGUUUCGACCCCCCCCCCCUUAGAUUUUUCACCGUACGCCCCUGUGACCUGUCAUUAAGCUUACAAUGUGAAGAAUAUGAAUAUUUUAAAAAGUCAAUCUUUUUGUUUUGUUUUGGCAUGACAAGCCCCAUACUGUUAAAAUACUGUACCACUAUUUCCAUCAUACAAUAUUUUAAAUCAAAUUUCAUUUUGAAUUUGAAAUAUUAAUUUAUGGUUUUGAGAAGUAAAUUUUGAUAACAGUGUACUGUGUUAUGAUCUUCUGUAUCUCUACAUAAUUUGCCAUACAGGCAGUACCAUAUCUAGGGGAUGCAUGCCCCACCCCAAAAAAGAUUGCUCCCCCCCUCUGUUAAAAACGUCUGAAGGAAAAAAAAUCAUGUUGAAGUUGUUAAAAAUCACCUUAUCAUGCAACCCAGAGUCCCCUUACUUAAUUGAGCCCCCACUCCACCUUUGCGCCCCUAAUUUGUUAUAGAUAUAGCUAGGUAUAUCUACCAUCUUGUUUGUAAGGGCCCAAGGGGUUUACACAAGAACAGUUAGCCAAAGAGACCUGAGAAUUUUGAUCAUUUUAAUGUUAAUGCCAUAUGUGGGAAGACCAUUCUAAUUAUAUAUCAUGGGUGUGAAUUUGGAAUGAAAUUGGAUCCAAGGCCUGAAUAUUGGGGGCUGGAAAGAAUGAUUAUUUUAGGGGUCAAAUUACUUAAGAGUAAUCAAGAACAUGUUUGUUGAUUAUAAAAUUUUCACAUUUUAAUCAUAAUAUAUAAUACAAAUGACUGAUCAUUAAGAUUAUGUCAGGAAGGUUGAGGGUGAGGUUCUUUAUUAUUGUUAUGCUUGUUUUAAAACUUGGUUAUAUUUUAUGUAUGUAGAUAUUAUAAUUCUUUCUUAUAACUCAUGUUAAACUGUAGUGUUUUAUUUAGAAAAUCAAGAGGAAUAGACUGUGAGAUGUUAGUGGAUGAUUGCAUAGGUGGCUAGAUUGUGUAUUUUUUUAUACAAACAUUAAAUGGAAAAUGUUGUGGAUGGUAAAUUCUUUUAUUUAAUUAUUUACAAAAACUAAGUUGAUUACAUUAAUGUAAAUAUUUAAUUAUUGUUAUUGUAAAAUCAUUGCAGUUUUUAAUAAUUUUUCAGUAUGUUAUAGAAACACAAUUAAAAUGGGUUUGUUAUGGUUUUUACAUUAACUUGUGUUAAUGUUGAAGCAAGAAAAGGUGAAAGUGGUGUGCAAGAGGUCUGCAUUUGAUGUGGCCU
Molecule: messenger RNA, 2751 nt
Organism: Anneissia japonica
Lineage: Eukaryota; Metazoa; Echinodermata; Crinoidea; Comatulida; Comatulidae
Product: glucose-induced degradation protein 4 homolog
Exons: 5
Coding region: 118-738 (206 amino acids)
Biological process (GO): protein targeting to vacuole; protein catabolic process in the vacuole; negative regulation of gluconeogenesis
Cellular component (GO): GID complex; extrinsic component of membrane
Source: RefSeq, a predicted model, not a curated record